Messenger RNA from Seminavis robusta, 1797 nucleotides. Lineage: Eukaryota; Bacillariophyta; Bacillariophyceae; Naviculales; Naviculaceae. The record is from the annotation of a GenBank genome assembly.
AUGAAUACCCAAGCUGUCGAAAAUACUGAUGCCAGUAAUGCUGUUGCUGGAAAACGAAAGAAGUACAGUAAAAUCUCCAAAGAGUUUUUUGAGGAUUUCUAUUGCAAGUGGACACAAGCCAGGAUAGUUGAUCCUGCCGUACCCUUCACAAGAUUCUGUGAGGAAAAAGGUGUACAGGAAAGCUGCAGUGCACUCAGGCAGAGAGUUACCAGCAGGAAGCAAAAGGAAGCGAUUGAGUUAUUAUCGCAAACCAGGAACAAACAGCCUGGACGCAGAAAGACGACAGAGCCAUUUCAUGGGCAUCGAGGGCUAGAGGGAGAGGGAGGAUGGUGGAUCACUCUGGCUGAAGCCGAGCAAAGGGCCAAAGAACGAUGGUGGUUGCUACCCAAUCUACAAGGCCGUCAGGUUCCAACCCAACAGUACUCCACAUGCAAGGAUGCUCCUGCCAAUCGACCCAUAUGGAUGUUUCACAAUGGCGACAUGUAUUUGGGAGAGUGGGACGAGCAGACAAAAAUGGAAAACGGAUUUGGAAUCACCUUUUAUUUUUCACCAAUCAAGUACAAAGGAUUGAUUCAUAUUGGUUAUCGGAAGAAGGGAUUUUGCCAUGGCAAGGGUGAUGCUUUCUGGUUGGAAUCUGCUCCAUCUUGGAGAAAGAAUUAUUUCCCAGCGUCGCCGAUUAAACGCCCUAGUGGUGGUGGUGGAUUGCCCUUUUGCUACUCUGGACACUAUAAGAAUGGGCUCCAAUGGGACAAGCACGCAGUGGUACGUUUGAAGGAUGGAACCACUCGGUUAGGUCCUUGGGAAGGUGGAUCACCAGUGGGAACGUUUUUUUCGCAUGCCGGAGUUGCUGCCGGAGGAGGCACCUUUGUGAAUGCCGCUCACGAAGUCGACAGCCAGGAUUCUUCUUCGGAAGAUGGUCUCUGCGAAGAGAGAGCAAAAAGUGUACAACAAGAUGAUCUUGGUAGCGACGAAGAUGACGCUUUGAUACAUCUUGAAACAGGAACUUCUUGCUCAAACAAUACAGAUUCAGACUCCGAGGAGAGUGCAAAGCCGCCCCCUCGAAAGCCGGGACGCCCGAAGAAACACAAAACACCUGUGGCAGGUUUAGACUCUGAGGAGAAAGCAACGCCGCCCCCUCGAAAGCGGGGACGCCCAAGAAAACACAAGAAACCUGAAGCAUGUUCCGACUCCGAGGAGAGCGCAAAGAAACCCGAGGCUCGUCGACAACGGAGAAAGCGUUGGCGGCCAAGGAAACAUUCUACCACCGCGAUUGGGCAGGCAGAAGAAGAACCAGCAGCACAACAUCAAGAUGAUGCCAGCACAACGAACUCAGUUGCAAGUAGAAUCGACUCUGUACCGGUACCGGUAUUGUUCGAAAGGGACCUUGUGGCACGGGUAGCGGCAUCUACGGCAACAGCGCAGAUGCCGAAUGUCGCCGCCGUCAAACAGGAGCCAAUUGGUGAAUUCGAGCUUUCUUCCGACUCGGAAGCGGACAAGGAUGAACACCCCUUGUCAUCAGGCACAGUCAAGCAAGCUGGCGAGGCGGAACAGGUUGAUGGUUCCAAUGAGACAGUGCGAUUGAGGCAGAUUCGCGAAUGGAUUGACCAAGAUGUCAUUGGCAACAACCCCAGUCCUGACACUAUUAGCGCAUAUGCCCGGCAACUUUUCGAUGAAGGCUUUGAAUCUGUGGAGAUGAUCAAGGCAGAUCUCACAGAGAAGGAUGUCAACAACUACGAAUGGAUCAAACCAAACCACAAGCGGAAAUUUAUAUGUCAGAUUCAAAGAGGAUGGAUCUAA